GUAGGUUGGAGGCGAGUGUGUGUGUUUCGCUAGUGUCCAGGUCGUGGUUCGGGGCGGAGGCGCCGCGGACCACGAGCCUUCCUUGUGCGUUCAUCGGCUCUCCCGCCCCAGCCCCUCACCGGGCAGAAGCGUGGGAGGUGGAUUAAGUGGGAGCAGUUGAGUGCAAAUUCUAGAGACAUCCUGCCUCCUCAGGAGCCUACACUGCCAGGCAGCAGAAUUGUGAACUAGAGUGAAGCAGAAAUCUAGGAAUAUGAGCUCCAUGAUGGCCAUGGGUGAACCAAGGCUGAACUGGGAUGUUUCCCCCAAAAAUGGCCUUAAGACUUUUUUCUCUCGAGAAAAUUAUAAAGAUCAUUCCAUGGCUCCAAGUUUAAAAGAACUAUGUAUUUUAUCUAGCAGACGUAUAGGAGAAAAUUUGAAUGCCUCAGCAAGUUCUGUAGAAACUGAGCCGGCAGUUAGUUCAGCAACUCAAGCAAAGGAAAAAGUGAAAACCACAGUUGGAAUGGUUCUUCUUCCAAAACCAAGAGUUCCUUAUCCUCGUUUCUCUCGCUUCUCACAGAGAGAGCAGAGGAAUUAUGUGGAUUUGUUGGUUAAAUAUGCAAAAAUCCCUGCAAGUUCCAAAGCUGUUGGAAUAAAUAAAAAUGACUACUUGCAGUACUUGGAUAUGAAAAAACAUGUGAAUGAAGAAGUUACAGAAUUCCUAAAAUUUUUGCAGAAUUCUGCAAAGAAAUGUGCACAGGAUUAUAAUAUGCUUUCUGAUGACGCUCGUCUCUUCACAGAGCAAAUUUUAAAAGCUUGUAUUGAACAAGUGAAAAAGUAUCCAGAAUUCUAUACUCUCCAUGAAGUCACCAGCUUAAUGGGAUUCUUCCCAUUCAGAAUAGAGAUGGGAUUAAAGUUAGAAAAAACUCUUCUCGCAUUGGGCAGUGUAAAAUAUGUGAAAACAGUAUUUCCCUCAAUGCCUGCAAGGUUACAGCUGUCAAAAGAUAACAUACCUACCACUGAAACACCAGAACAAACAGCUGCAGCUAUGCAUUAUGACAUUAGUAAAGACCCAAAUGCAGAGAAGCUUGUUGCAAGAUAUCACCCUCAGAUAGCUCUAACUAGUCAAGCAUUAUUUACCUUAUUAAAUAAUCAUGGACCAAGCUACAAGGAACAGUGGGAAAUUCCAGUGUGUAUUCACGUAAUACCUGUCGCAGGUUCAAAACCAGUUAAAGUAAUUUAUAUUAAUUCACCACUUCCCCAAAAGAAAAUGACAAUGAGAGAGAGAAAUCAAAUCUUCCAUGAAGUUCCCUUAAAAUUCAUGAUGUCCAAAAACACAACUGUUCCAGUCUCUGCAGUAUUUAUGGACAAACCAGAAGAUUAUAUAUCUGAAAUGGAUUCCAUCUUUGGAAAUGCUCCUUCGAUCCUUGGGAGGGAAAAGAUGUCUUAUGAAGUUAAUGAGUGCCGAAAAAUUGAGACCCAUGAAAAUUUGGAUCUGGAUUUUGAUGAUGACGUCACAGAACUUGAAACUUUUGGAGUAACCACCACCAAACCAUCAAAGUCACCGAGUCCAGCAAGUACUUCCAUAGUACCCAACAUGACAGAUAUGCCCACAGCCCUCAGCAUAGCAAUCACAUCUGAGGCACCAACUGCACCAGACAUUACUGCUCAUUCUAGAAGUUUAUCUCAGAUUCUGAUGGAACAGCUGCAGAAGGAGAAACAGCUGGUGACUGGUAUGGACAAUGGCCCUGAAGAGUGCGGAAAUAAAGAUGAUCAGGGAUUUAUCCCCUGUGGUGAAAAUGUAUCAGAUUCUGAGAAGUCUUUGGUACAAGAUAGUGACUUGAAAACAUCUGAUGCCUUACGAUUAGAAAGUUCUUCAGAAAUUGAAACCUCUAAUAAAAAUGAUAUGGCUUCUGAUAUGGAGUGUGUUGAUGAAAGAGUGAAUGUUCCAGAGAACACAGACAAUAAUUCAAAGGAAAAGCCUGUUACAUCAGAAGCAGCUAAAACUGAAGAUGUACUUCUUUGCCAUAGUGAUACAGAUGAAGACUGUUUAAUCAUUGAUACAGAGUGUCAAAGUAAUAGUAAUGGAAAGACAGUUGAUAUGGGUUCUAAUUUAAGUUCUAAACCAGCUAGCCUAAAUUCUUCCUCAGGACAGGCUUCUGUAGGAAACCAGACUAAUACUACUUGUAGUCCUGAAGAGUCAUGUGUUUUAAAAAAACCUAUCAAACGAGUAUAUAAAAAGUUUGAUCCAGUUGGAGAAAUUUUAAAAAUGCAGGAUGAACUCUUAAAACCAAUUUCCAGAAAAAUACCUGAAAUGCCAUUGAUGAAUUCAGAAAAUUCUAAACAACCUCCUAGUUCUGAGCAACCCUCUGCUACUUCAGAUGCCUCUAGUUGGCCAAAAUCUAUAUGGCCUUCUGCGUUUCAGAAGCCAAAAGGACGAUUGCCAUAUGAACUUCAGGACUAUGUUGAAGAUACAUCAGAAUAUGUAGCUCCUCAGGAAGGAAAUUUUGUUUACAAGCUAUUUAGCCUACAAGACCUGUUGUUACUUGUGCGAUGCAGUGUCCAGAGGAUAGAGACCAGACCACGUUCUAAAAAACGGAAGAAAAUCAGAAGACAAUUUCCAGUUUACGUACUACCAAAAGUGGAGUAUCAAGCUUGUUAUGGAGUUGAAGCUCUGACUGAAAGUGAACUUUGUCGCUUAUGGACUGAAAGUUUAUUGCAUUCCAACUGCUCAUUUUAUGUUGGACAUAUUGAUACAUUUACUUCAAAGCUUUUCCUGCUAGAAGAAAUCACCUCAGAAGAAUUAAAAGAAAGACUUUCAGCACUCAAGAUAUCAAGUUUAUUUAACAUCCUUCAACACAUUCUAAGAAAAUUAAGUAGCUUGCAGGAGGGUUCCUACUUGUUGUCUCACGCAGCAGAAGAUUCUUCACUCCUGAUCUACAAGACCUCUGAUGGAAAAGUUACUAGGACAGCGUACAAUUUGCAUAAAACACAUUACAGCCUUCCUGGUGUGCCUUCCAGUCUCUCAGUUCCCUGGGUCCCGUUAGACCCCAGUCUCUUAUUACCAUAUCAUAUCCAUCAUGGAAGAAUACCUUGUACUUUUCCACCUAAAUCACUAGGUCCCACAACACAACAAAAGAUUGGUGGAACAAGAAUGCCUACCCGCAGCCGCAGGAAUUCAGUUUCCAUGGAAACCAAAAGUCUGCCUGCUCAGCAAGUUGAAAAUGAAGGAGUGGCUCCAAGUAAAAGAAAAAUAACUUAAGGACUGUACCAUGGAAAAACGAAGAAAAACCAGUUAUCACAACAUUCAAUUUAGAAAAGUUUGAGGGGAAAUAUACCUGAAAGAUCUGUAGGCCAGAGGAAUGUUUUUCUUUUACUGUUCUUGAGAGUUUUUAUAGUGCCUCGAAAAUACACACUGACUAUGUGAAGCAGUGUUCCAACUAAAAUGGAAUGUUGUGCUCUUAACACCUGAUGUUUGAGGAGGCUCCAGAUAUGGUUUAACAUUAUCGUGGCAGGGAAAUAAAGAGAGAAGAAAAUAUUUUUAUAGUAGACCUUUUGCAAAAAAUUGUAAGUAGGAAAAUAAUUUGCUUUUUUUGGAGAGCAAUAUUUAUCAUCAUGUAUUAUGUUAAUAAUUUGAGUUGUAUUUUGCCGGUCUGUUGAGGUUGGCUCAAAAGCUUAAAUCUUGCCACUGUCGGAGAUAAUUGUGAGCUACGUAAACCUUAUUUCUGACCCAUCUGACAGUUUUUAUAUACUCCUUUAAAAUGAUGAUUGUUGCAGGUUAAUGAAGUUAAUAUCUUUAAAAACUUGGUGAAAUUCCAUUGCAGAAGCCAAAAAGGAAAAUAAAAAACUCCCUGCCUCUGAAAAUUCACAAUACUGAGAAUGUAUAAGCAAGAAAGUGACAUUGACAGUAUGAGCAAAGAUUUAAAAAAAAAAAAAAAAACAGACUCAGUGUUGGCAAGGAUGUGAUGAGCCUGACCCACUUAUAUCUCUGAGGUGAAGGUAUGCACGAAGAAGAACACAGCAUCACUUUUGUGGUAUGUUCCUGGCAAAUAUGCAUACGUUAUAAGGAAAUACCAGAGAAACCCAACCCAAAGGCAUAGUCUGUAAAGUAAUUGGUCAGCAAUCUUCAAAACUGACAGGAUCAUGAAAGAGAAACACUGGAGGACUGUUUUACUUAAAGACUAAGUUAAUGGGACUCAUAAUCCUGGUUUGUAUGUAUAGUCCAGUAAAGGACAUUAUUGGAACAACCAGCAAAACUUGGAGUUUGUAGAUUACAUGGUAGUAAUGUAUCUAUGUUAAUUUCCUUUGCUGUGGUUAUGUUAGAGCAUGCCUUGUACUUAGGAAAUAAACACUGAAGUAAAAAUUGGUAAUGGAACAUCAUGUCUACGACUUAGUCUCAAAUUGGAGGACUUGGGCAGAGAAAUGUUAACAGGGAGUCUUGGUGAAAGGUAUAUAGGAGUUAUAUGUACUAUUUCUACAACUUCUAUAUAUAUUUGAGAUUAUUUCAGAAUAGAAAGUUUGUGAAGGGACUACCCUGGUACUGCAGUGGUUAAGAAUCCGCCUGCCAAUGCAGGCAACAUGGGUUCUAGCCCUGGUCCGGGAAGAUCCCACACGCCACGGAGCAACUAAGCCUGGGCACCACAACUACAGAGCCUGCGCUCUAGAGCCCGCGGGCCACAACUACUGAAGCCUGCACGCCACAACUACUGAGCCCGUGUGCCAUAACUACUGAAGCCCAUGCGCCUACAGCCCGUGCUCUGCAACAAGAGAAGCCACCGCAAUGAGAAGCCUGCGCACCGCAACAGAGUAGCCCCUGCUCACCGCAACUAGAGAAAGCCCACAUGCAGCAACAAAGACCCAACACAGCCAGAAAUAAAUAGAAAAUUAAUUUAAAACAAAAAAAGAAAGUUUGUGAAAAAUGUAUUGUUCAGUGUCAGGUAUUAUAGGAAGGUCAAGGAGGAUGAAGACUGAAGGGAAAAGGCUAUUAGAUUGAAUAAUCAAUCAGGCAGAAAGAAGAAUCUAAAUGAAGUGGCAGAGGGUGGGGGAAUCAGGGACUCCUGUUUUUUAGGGUCCCGGGCAUGAAAUUUUCCUUACAGUUCAAAACCCUAAAAACAAAACUUUUCUGCUUUAAAGUCCUACUGUACUUAUUAUAAUACCACAAAUUUUGAAUCUCAGUUGUUACCUACAUUAUUCUCUUUCAAGUAUUUUGCAAAAGUCCCUAAACAGACUGUAAGCUCCUCGCAGGCAACGAUUAUGUUUUUAUACAGCUGUGUGUCUAACCCAAGACCAAGCACAGGGCGAGGCAGCCUCCAGAUGCUGCGUCAACACCUACUAAAUUGUGCUGAUAGCUCCCCAUAUACCAGCAUGCGGCUAAGUUGUCUCUCAGUCUUAGAUCCCUUACUCAUAAGGGCAAGUCUAUGGGCAGCUAUGAGCCCUGCACAAGAAAAGAAAUUUUAAAACUUGUAUUUAGGGAAACCCUUGGUGAUCCAGCAGUUAGGACUCCACACUUUCACUGCUGAGGGCCCAGGUUCGAUCCCUGGUCGGGGAACUAAGAUCCCACAAGCAAGCAAGCAAUAAAUAAAUAAUAAAAAUAAAAACUUGUGCUUAUUAAAGACCAUGCCAGUCACCUCUCAAGAUAGACUGAAGUUCCAUGUUUUGGGAUUUUUACAAUACUGUCUAACUCACAAUGUUACUAUAUGUCAUUUAAGAGCAACAAGGUAAGUAUAAAUUCAGGUUAGAUUUAACAAUUUGGAAGACACUGUAUUUAAAACCUCUUAAAAACAUUCUAUCUAGCACCCAAAACUUGUUUGGACAUGAAUAUGUAAUCUGUGAUUCUUUCUGCGGCAGAAAAACAAAAAACAAAAAACUUCCCUUGUCAAAGAGUGAGACCCAUGUCCAAUCACCGGAAUGCCGAAAAGAAGCCUCUGCUCCACAGCUCUGGGGUUGUGUGAAUGCCACAAGUAAACUCAACUCCUCCCCAGUUUGCAAACUGCUCUUUCAACAAAAUUCUGCCCAACUUAGACUGCAGAAACUAAACUGUAAGGAAGGGAGUGCUGAGUUUGCU
This is a messenger RNA of Physeter macrocephalus (sperm whale), 6040 nucleotides long. RefSeq names its product interactor of little elongation complex ELL subunit 2 (gene ICE2). Gene Ontology annotation, cellular component: transcription elongation factor complex. NCBI's taxonomy places the organism in Eukaryota, Metazoa, Chordata, Mammalia, Artiodactyla, Physeteridae. The transcript is spliced from 21 exons. Gene Ontology annotation, biological process: positive regulation of transcription by RNA polymerase III; snRNA transcription by RNA polymerase III; snRNA transcription by RNA polymerase II. The coding region runs from base 251 to 3238 and encodes 995 amino acids. The record is from RefSeq and is a predicted model, not a curated record.